Xyrauchen texanus (razorback sucker) is the source of this 5179-nucleotide messenger RNA. Its product is annotated as phosphatidylinositol 4-phosphate 5-kinase type-1 gamma-like. Gene Ontology annotation, molecular function: phosphatidylinositol kinase activity. Gene Ontology annotation, biological process: phosphatidylinositol metabolic process. Bases 110 to 2272 code for a protein of 720 amino acids. The record is from RefSeq and is a predicted model, not a curated record. Lineage: Eukaryota; Metazoa; Chordata; Actinopteri; Cypriniformes; Catostomidae. The transcript has 17 exons.
UGGCAGGAGCGCGCUCACACACACGGACAGGAGACGGGAUCAUGUAGCGGGUUCCGUUAUCGGUGUUUGAUAGUAUAUAACGCUGGACGGCCCGUUUGAUCAGGAUCUGAUGGAGGGACCCGCUGCGACACUGCCCGGGGCCGGCGGAUGCGCUGCGCUGACGGAGGACGCAGACGCGGUGGUCGGUGCGGGAUGCGGGAUGGACGCUGGAGAUCUCGACGCUGUUAAGAAGACCUACUUAACCGAGAUGCCUUCUUCCUCCUGUCACCCGAGCUAUGGUCCUGAGAAGAAGAUCGGUCACAGGCGUGUAGAUGCAUCUGGUGAGACAACCUACAAAAAGACGACCUCGUCUGCCCUGAAAGGAGCCAUUCAGCUUGGGAUCGGCUACACCGUCGGUAACCUGAGCUCUAAACCCGAGAGAGAUGUGCUCAUGCAAGACUUCUACGUGGUGGAGAGCAUUUUCUUCCCGAGUGAGGGCAGUAAUUUGACUCCAGCGCAUCACUAUCCAGACUUCCGGUUUAAAACGUAUGCUCCUGUGGCAUUCCGCUACUUCAGAGAACUCUUCGGGAUUCGACCUGAUGACUAUCUGUAUUCACUCUGUAAUGAGCCCUUGAUCGAGCUGUCAAACCCCGGCGCCAGCGGCUCUAUUUUCUACGUCACUCGUGAUGAUGAGUUCAUCCUCAAAACCGUCUUGCACAAAGAGGCUGAAUUUCUGCAGAAGCUGCUGCCUGGAUACUACAUGAACCUGAAUCAGAACCCUCGCACGCUGCUGCCCAAGUUCUUCGGUCUGUACUGCGUUCAGUCGGGCGGGAAGAACAUUCGCAUCGCGGUGAUGAAUAAUGUUCUGCCGCGUCUGUUCCGCAUGCAUCUCAAGUUUGACCUCAAGGGCUCCACGUGCAAGCGCCGAGCGUCCAAGAAAGAGCGUGAGAAAUCCAAACCCACCUUCAAAGACCUGGACUUCAUGCAGGACGUCCCGGAUGGACUUCAGCUGGAUGUGGACACACACAACGCUCUGGUCAAAACACUUCAGAGAGACUGUCUGGUGUUGGAGAGUUUUAAGAUCAUGGACUACAGUUUGUUGUUGGGGGUUCAUAAUGUGGAUCAGGCAGAGCGCGAGCAGCGGAUGGAGGGAUCGCAGGGCAGCAGCGACGAGAAGAGACCCACCGUUCUGAGGGCACUGUACUCCACCGCCAUGGAGUCCAUUCAGGGAGGAGCUUCCUGCAGAGACUCUAUAGACACUGAAGACACAAUGGGAGGAAUCCCUGCCGUCAGUAGUAAAGGAGAGAGACUCCUGCUCUUCAUCGGCAUCAUAGACAUCUUGCAGUCCUACAGACUCGUUAAGAAGUUGGAGCACACGUGGAAGGCUUUGGUACAUGAUGGGGACACGGUGUCCGUCCACAGGCCAAACUUUUACGCUGACCGAUUCUUCAGAUUCAUGAGCAGUAAUGUGUUUAAGAAAAGCACUUCACUCAAGCCUUCUCCUGCCAAGAAGGGCCGGGUGGCCCUCAGUGUGCCCAAAUUCAGCGGCCCCGGGGUGGCCUGGUCCGCCUGUCAGCUGCCAUCAGAGAGAGACAAGAACAUCUAUGAUCUGAGAGGAGCUCACAGUUUCCCCGUGCUCGAGAACGAUGGUCUGCAGUCCUGCACUCCACCGUCAUUUGAGGAAGCGACUACAGCGUCCGUGGCCACGACUCUGUCCUCAAACACAUCUAUAUCGAUCCCCGAACGCUCCCCGUCGGACACUACAGGACACCCGCGCUAUAGGAGGCAAACUCUGUCUUUGAAAGACGCUGAGGGAAGGAUACAGGAAGUGGUGGAUGUACACGAGGAAGACCAGCAGACGAUCACAGUCCAGGUGGAGGUGAAGAGAGAGAGAGAAGAGGAUAGAAUUGAACCAGAUGUCCCUCUGACUCACACAACUCCAGAGAACAACUACAUAGUGGCAAAAGAAGAUGAGGGUCCUACUCAAGUGAGUGAGACUGUCGUUAUUGAUGAUGUUCUAGAAACAGCUGCAUCAUCAGCAUCAGUUACUCAGGAAACUGUCUCCCAGGCAACAUUUCCCAUUGACACAAUCAUGCAGCCAACAGUUCCACAGGAAUCAGCUUCUCUGACCGAUGCUGGGACCCUCAAAACAGCUCAGACCCCUGAAAUAGUGGAGCAGUCCUGUUCCAGUCCAAACACACAGUGUCCUGACCCGGACAGACAGAUGUUAGAGUCACAGAGCCGAACAUCGCUGGAGGAAGAGAUCGGACCAACCACUGACAUCACCUUUUAAACUGGAUGUACAGUAGAUGUUUGCAAUAGGUGACGUGAUGGCGCCCGUGUGAGGUCAUCUCUCCUCUGGGACUGAAGCGGUUGUCCUGGUGACCAGAUUUACAGGAUGGAUUCUGCUCUUAUGAGUUUGAUGAAGACAAAAACUGAAGAAGCGUCCCCCUAAAUCAAAGUUUUCCCUCUGAAGCUCCGGCAUGUGUGUUUGUUUAUCGGAACAUCUGAAGGUGAGGUGCAGCUCGUGCCCGUGAGCCUUCCUGAAAUACGUUGCAUCAUUUUGCAUCAUACGUGCGGAGGCUGCCGUUCUCUCGCCGUGUGGACGACCUUAAAUUCACUGACAACAUUUCCUCAUAAUAAUGCAAAUGUUCCUGAACUGUUUGGCUGAUUUGGCAAUCGUGAAAUCUGUGCGGUCAGUAAUAUAAAGCUGUUCAUUAUGCAAAUACUUUUUUCCUGCAAGUCGUUCACACACAGGGUGUAUUUUACUUUUUGUACGUCAGAGGUGUUUGAAGUGAAAUACAGUUUGUGCAAUGAAAUGACGCUGUAAAAAUAAAAAAGUUGACUUUGUUGGUUUUACGGAAGCUUUGUGUAAUUAGGCUUUUUAAAGGAAUAUUCCUUAUUUAAUACAGCUUCAGCUUAUUGACAGCAUUUGAGGCAUAAUGAUUCAUAAUGAUCAUUACCACAAAAUACAUUUCGACUCGUUCCUCCUUUUCUUUAAAAAAAAAAAAAAGGUUACAGUGAGUCACUUACAAUGGAAGUCAAUGGGGCCAAUUUUUGGAGGUUUUAAAUGCAGAAAUGUGAAGCUUAUCAUUUUAUAAAAGCACUUACACUGUUCUGUGUGUGUGUGUGUGUGUUUGUGUGUGUGUGUUUGUGCAUGUUUGUGUGUGUGUGUGUGUGUGUUUGUGCGUGUUUGUGUGUGUGUUUGUGUGUGUGUGUGUUUGUGUGCAUGUGCAUGUGUUUUUGUGUGUUUGUGUGUGUGUGUUUGUGCGUGUGUGUGUGUUUGUGUGCAUGUGCAUGUGUUUUUGUGUGUUUGUGUGUUUGCGUGUGUGUUUGUGCGUGUUUGUGUGUGUGUGUUUGCGUGUGUGUUUGUGUGCAUGUGCAUGUGUUUUUGUGUGUUUGUGUGUGUGUGUUUGCGUGUGUGUUUGUGCGUGUGUGUGUGUGUGUUUGUGUGCAUGUGCGUGUGUUUUUGUGUGUUUGUGCAUAUGUGUUUGUGUGUGUGUUUGUGCCUGUGUGUGUGUGUGUGUGUGUGUGUGUGCAUGUGCUUAUGUGUGUGUGCGUUUGUGUUUGUGUGUGUGUGUUUGUGCAUAUGUGCAUGUGUGUGUGUGCAUUUGUGUUUGUGUGUGUGUUUGUGUGUGUGUGUUUGUGCAUAUGUGCAUGUGUGUGUGUGCAUUUGUGUUUGUGUGUGUGUUUGUGUGUGUGUGUUUGUGCAUAUGUGCAUGUGUGUGUGUGCAUUUGUGUUUGUGUGUGUGUUUGUGUGUGUGUGUUUGUGCAUAUGUGCAUGUGUGUGUGCAUUUGUGUUUGUGUGUGUGUGUUUGUGCAUAUGUGCAUGUGUUUGUGCGUGUGUUUAUGUGUGUGUGUGCGUGUGUUUGUGUGUGUGUUUGUGUGCGUGAGUGUUUUUAUCAUUUUAUAAAAGCACUUCAAUUAAUCCUUCGGUUAAAACUCAUGUAUUAUUUGAGCUGUAAAGAUGUUUAAAUUGUCAUUUACAGUAAUUUUAGUGUUUCGGGCUUGUUGACGUUACGUCGUCAUGACCACGAAGUUGUAAAAUUGGCUAUAACUUUAUACAGAUGUGGUUAGUAAGUGAUUUUAUUACACUAAAAUCACGUUAACACACUUAUUGUUUACGUCAUGCGUUUGUACUUUUGAAAAGCGAGUAUUUUAACGUUUACAGAUUAAACCCCAUUGACUUCCAUUGUAAGUGCCUCACUGGAACACAGAUUUUUGGCUUUUUUUUUAAGAAAAGGAUGAACGAGUCGAUACAUUUUUUUGGUAAUCAACAAUAUGCCACAAAUGCUUUCGAUUGAGCUGAACUUGUACUGAACCAGAAUAUUAAUUUAAGGGUUAAGUCCAUCAGACACAAUCAAAGGACGUGUUCUUGCGUUCUAAACCUUUGGGGUCCGUGAUGGGUGUAGGUGUCCCAGAUGGGGUGGAGUCCCCUUUGAGCAUUUUGCCCCUUCAGUACGGGACACAAAGCUUUCAAUAUAGAAUGUUUCACCAUCCGACUGGGGGCAGGGAUGUUGGCAUUUCAGCCAAAAUACGGGAUGUCCCUGCAAACCAAGGCUACAUUAAAGCUUCGCUGCUAACAGAAAGAAAAAAGUCUCUUCACUACUUGACUAGUCAGUUGCGGGAUGACUAGUUGACCAUCUGAACCCAUCCCAAACCUGUUGCACUGUUGUGGUAAAAGUGGGUUCAGAUGGUGACCGCAUCAAACUGCUUCAUGGCUAUUGAAAUGAAUAAAAAUAUAUUCAAACAAGGUUGUGUCUUUCUAUCAGUCGUAUAAUGUUUUGUCGGUCAAACGUGCUACUUUGUGUAAAUAUCAUCCUCUGCAUUUUAUUCAUAUAGAUCAGAGUUGGUCUAUACGGGGGUUUUCCAGCUGGGGUCUGAGGACCCCUAAGGGACUGCUAGGGGGUCUGCAAAAAAUUUUGGAGAAAAAUAUGUGUAAAAAAUGUUGACAUUAUUACCAUUUGAUUCUGAAAUCAUCCGAUUAAUCAUGACUAUUUUAUAGUAUUAACAGCCAUAUUAAAAAAAAUAAAAGCAGAAAUAUCAAUAAAUCGUCAUAUAAUUUAAUAUAUUAUUAAAUAAAGUAUAUUAUUUGUAAGAAAUAAGAGCUUAAAUUCACUAUUCUCUGUAAAGCUGCUUUGAAAUUGUGUGUUAUUGUAAACUUUUACACAUUCAUUUAUUCAGUGCUUUCACAAUAAAU